Erigeron canadensis is the source of this 2306-nucleotide messenger RNA. Its product is annotated as actin-related protein 9. Gene Ontology annotation, cellular component: Ino80 complex. Gene Ontology annotation, biological process: double-strand break repair; regulation of DNA-templated transcription. The coding region runs from base 305 to 2092 and encodes 595 amino acids. The record is from RefSeq and is a predicted model, not a curated record. The transcript has 20 exons. NCBI's taxonomy places the organism in Eukaryota, Viridiplantae, Streptophyta, Magnoliopsida, Asterales, Asteraceae.
CCAUACAGCACUCACCAUUUCAAUGUGGGCGAGCGUGGCAUAUUUAGCCAACUGACCCUUUUAAUCUUCUCCAUUUCCACCCCCUCAUCUUCUUAUACUCGCCCCCAUUCCCUCUCCUUGUUACCUCCAACCGAUGUGGGACUAUCAGGGAAAAAAAAAACAUCACUCCGUACUUCAUUUUUCUGAUACUUAACUCUCAGAUUUUUAACCACUGUAUAUAUACAACUCUCGGUAACGAAAGUCCAGAUUGGUGAAGACAGACAGUAGAGUAAUUUAUUUGUUUACUAACUUCAAUUCUCUCCCAAUGGAUUACUCAAAAUCAGUAAUUCCGGCACACCUACUCGGUGACCAAAGCGCUAAUCUUGUCAUCAUCAAUCCAGGUUCUGCAAAUGUAAGAAUUGGACUAGCUCAACAAGAUGCCCCCUUUAAUAUACCUCAUUGUAUUGCUCGGCGUACUGCCGGAGCUAAUCAACCUCCCAGAAAGAAUGUCCAAGAUCAGAUGCUUAAUUCUCAAGUUACAACAGCACAACAUGUUGAGAGGGAGAAAGCUUAUGACGUUAUUGCAUCCUUAUUGAAGAUACCGUUUAUUGAUGAUGAGGUCGCAAAUAACUCUCACCAACGAAAGAUGGGUCGUGUUGAUGUAUCAUCUCAACAAAACAGUAAGGAUGAGAGUGUGUUUCCAUGGACUGAUGUCUUCCAGAAAAGUUCAAGUCCGUCCUUGGCAGUAGAAAGUUCAUCACAUAUGCAUGAAACAAGCGAGUCCCCUAACCCGCAGGAAGGUAGUAGUGGGGAGAAGCCAGUUAAAAUUGUAUCCGAGUACAAAGAGUACAUAUGUGGUGAAGAAGCUAUGCGGAUUUCUCCCACCGAACCAUAUUGCUUAAGACGUCCUAUACGCAGAGGCCAUCUUAAUAUUUCUCAACAUUAUUCCAUGCAACAGGUACUUGAAGAUCUACAUGCUAUUUGGGACUGGAUAUUGAUUGAGAAACUACAUAUCCCUCGUAGUAAGAGAAACACGUAUUCUGCUCUUAUCGUUGUGCCUGAAACAUUUGAUAAUCGAGAAAUAAAGGAAUUGUUAUCUAUCGUAUUACGGGACUUGCGGUUCAGCUCAGCUGUAGUCCACCAGGAAGGUCUUGCUGCGGUUUUUGGAAAUGGAUUAUCAACUGCAUGUAUUGUGAAUAUUGGUGCUCAAGUCACUUCAAUUAUUUGCGUCGAGGAUGGAGUUGCUCUUCCUCACACACAGAUGAGCUUACGUUUUGGCGGGGAGGAUGUGUCAAGAUGCCUUCUUUGGACUCAAAGACAUCAUCAAACAUGGCCACCUAUUCGCACAGAUGCUCUCGCAAAGCCCAUAGAUUUGUUGAUGCUUAACAGACUCAAAGAAUCUUAUUGCCAGAUUUAUGAGGGGGAGGUUGAAGCUGUUGGGGUGGUUCAUUCAUAUGAAGAUGGCAUGCCAUCUGGAUCUCACAAGACACGGCUAACUGCUCUUAAUGUGGCGCCAAUGGGUCUGUUCUAUCCCACGCUUUUGGUUCCAGAUGUAUAUCCUCCUCCACCUCGUACUUGGUUUAAAGAUUACGAGGAUAUGCUAGAAGAUACUUGGCAUGUCGACUUUCCCAGGAGACCUGAUGUAUCAGAGGGCUUAUAUCCGGGCAUCAGCAAUCCUUUACAGAUGUGGGAUAACUAUCCUUAUAUGUCAAUUCAAGUGAAGAAAGAAGAUAAUAUUGGACUUGCAGAAGCCAUUUCAAAGAGUAUUCUUGCAACAGGACGUAUAGAUCUGCAGAGAAAGCUGUUUUGUAGCAUGCAACUGAUUGGUGGAGUUGCUUUGACACCCGGUCUUAUAUCUGCUGUCGAGGAGAGAGUUUUACAUGCAAUCCCCUCAAAUGAAGCAAUCGAUACUGUUGAGGUACUGCAAUCAAGAACCAAUCCACCAUUUGUGGCAUGGCGAGGUGGAGCCUUACUGGGGGUAAUUGAUUAUGGCCAAGAGGCUUGGAUACAUCGAGAAGACUGGAUUCGAAAUGGUAUUCAUAUUGCGUCAGGCAGAAAAUACAAGGAUUCUUAUUAUCUCCAAGCACAACCAAUGUGUUACAUAAAUUCCUAGAACUUAGAUCUUUAAUCUUACGUUAAUCUCCAUUCUAUCUUGAAAAAUGAUAAAUGUGAUUAAAUUAGUAGGCCAACAAAUAUUUACAAAAUCUAAUGCUAACACAUGGCGGAUCGAAAAAAGAAUGAGUGGAAUCAAUGUGUUGGCAUCAGAUUCUUAACCAUGUUUUUGAGAAUAUAAAUUUACUUGCAUAUAUCAUUACUCUUUUAUAUUA